This is a messenger RNA of Rattus norvegicus (Norway rat), 8027 nucleotides long. RefSeq names its product rabphilin 3A-like (without C2 domains) (gene Rph3al). Gene Ontology annotation, biological process: glucose homeostasis; positive regulation of insulin secretion; intracellular protein transport. Gene Ontology annotation, molecular function: small GTPase binding. NCBI's taxonomy places the organism in Eukaryota, Metazoa, Chordata, Mammalia, Rodentia, Muridae. Gene Ontology annotation, cellular component: cytoplasm; presynapse; transport vesicle membrane. The record is from RefSeq and is a predicted model, not a curated record.
ACAGCUGGCCCACAGAUAGCAGGCUAGGUCAGCUGAGGGUUGCCUUGGCGGCUGGCUUUAAGCAAACAUCCAGAGCCAGGAGCUUGGGCGGAAGAAGGAUGGAGAAGUGCCUGGUGGGACUGAGGACAACUUGAGAGCUAGUUUCCAGCCCAGGCUGCUGGGAGGGUGAGGCAGGCUACUCGGGGGCCUGGGGAACCACCCAUCAAGCUGCUGGCCUCUACCUGGCAGAUGUGACUCCUGCCCUGGGCUGUGCUCCCCAUCAUGGCUGACACCAUCUUCAGCAGUGGAAAUGAUCAGUGGGUGUGCCCCAACGAUCGGCAGCUUGCUCUGAGAGCCAAGCUGCAGACAGGCUGGUCUGUGCACACAUACCAGACGGAGAAGCAGAGGAGGACUCAAUGCCUGAGCCCUGGAGAGGUGGAGGUCAUCCUUCAGGUCAUCCAGAGAGCAGAGCGGCUGGACAUCCUGGAGCAGCAGAGGAUUGGGCGGCUGGUGGAGCGGCUGGAGACGAUGCAGAAGAACGUGAUGGGCAAUGGUGUCUCCCAGUGUCUGCUCUGCGGGGAGAUGUUGGGAUUCCUGGGCAGCUCCUCUGUAUUCUGCAAAGACUGCCGGAAGAAAGUCUGCACCAAGUGUGGGAUCGAGGCUUCCCCCGGCCAGAAGCGGCCCCUGUGGCUGUGUAAGAUCUGCAGUGAGCAGAGAGAGGUCUGGAAGAGGUCAGGGGCCUGGUUCUACAAAGGGCUCCCCAAGUACAUCUUGCCCCUGAAAACCCCUGGCCGGGCUGAUGAUCCCCACUUCCGACCUCUGCCUGUGGAGCCCACAGAACCACAGCCUCAGAGUGCUGAAGUCAGCCGUGUCUACACAUGGGCCCGAGGGAGAGUGCUGAGGAUGGAACCCCGGUCCUUGCACAUACUAGGACCUCAUACAAGCAUCUCACCGGUAAGCUAUCCCCAGCCCUUAGUCAGUUGGCAGGGGUUUUCAGAUCGUCUGUCUCAAGCAGGCCCAUGGCACGCUUUACCUCGCCUGUUUUAUUUCUCAGGAAAGGGAGACCCUGGGCCCUAAUGAGCAGGGUGACUUGGUAUCUGUGGUGACUAUCCAGAAGUAGGUGUGUGCCCCACUGUGACUGCCAGCCACUGCUGCUUCCUGCGCCAUAGAGGACUCUGUGCUGCUCCUUCUGGUUUUUAUUUUCAAGUUCCUGGUCUCACAAAAGCAGCAGGAGGUUCUCAGAGUAAAUAUUCAGUAGCACCAUCUUAGAGCCACAAAGCCUGAGGCCCAGGGUGCAGGGCCAGAGCUGGGCUCCAAAGCAGGUCCUUCCCCUUGCAUCUGACUUCUAACGCCCUGUAGUAGCCACACUUCACAGGGACAGAGGAGUAAGGGGGUCACCUGCUAGUAACUUGUCUCAGAAGAGGUAGCCUCAAGAUCACAGGCCUGGCAGCGGCUUUGGAAGGGCUCUGGGAGGUGACCUGACUCUCUUCAUGUCGAGUGUGCUGUUUUUUCCUUAUCAAAAGGGUAACACAUGUUUGUGAUAGAAAAGUAAAGGUCACCAGGCAGCAGGCCCCAGGAGGCCAGACCCCUGUGAGUCACCCUUGCAAACAACCGUGUUAGGUACUGGCUGUCCCUUCUCAGGUAAUUUUCGUCCUCGUCCUCGUGUCACUUGGCACUUCCACAGCUGUCCCUCCUCACAGCUGUGCCUCCCUCUAUCCUGACGCCUGCAGCUCUUCCUGGCAUGACUCAUAGCCAAGCCUAGCUUUCCCCUGACAUCACAAACAAGUGUGUGGGGUGCAGGACUGAAUGCAGGUGACGAUUUGGCCUGGGGAGGAAGUGGUCCUCAUAUGUAGGGGGUCCAAGGGGAACAGCCCGGUUGGGACAUGGACUCACAGGGAUGUCGUAGCCACUGAGCCUGACCAUCUUCCACCCUGUCCCUCUCUCUGGGUACAUCUUUAUCCCACUGUCUAAAGAAAGUCUGAGGUCUGUGGUCUUAGAAACAGAAGCUAAUGGACCACCAGGGUCAGACGGUUGCUAUGAGUGGCUGUGAAGAAGCCUGAGGCAUGUGUGAACAACCAGGCCCCGAGCGCCCAUUGUACGGGUCCUCACCACCCACCGCUCCCAAUCAGCGCGUCCGCACACACAUGCGCACAUAUCACUCACACUCCUCCACAGGCACACACGCUCACACAUGUUCACAUGCGUGUAGAUUGGUACAUAUGCUCAUACACACACUCACCAGCAGACACGCCUGUACCCGGGCAUAGCAGUACUCCCUGUACCUCCUCAGCUGUGGAGACACACGGGGAGGAGGCCAGCGUCUCUUCACACUUGGAAUCGGCAGGCAGCCUAGAGGCUCUCCCUCUGAGGUAUUGAGGUGCAGAGCCCUCAGGCUGCUAUGUCAGGCCUGUUGGAGUCAUAUGGUCCCUGAGUGCUGCAUGGGCAGCGGGGCAGGGAGGGACAGCUGCUGAUGUCAUCUGUGGGGCACCUGUACUCACACUGAGGGAGGCCACUGGGGUAUGUGGAGCUGGGACGGACGGACGGACGGACGGACGGACGGAGGGAGCUGAACUCGGAAAAAGCUAGUGGCUGUGACAAAGGAGAACAAAAGAAAGAAGGGCAGUAGAGUCAUGUCGGUGCAGACACCACAGGGUAGGGCUGCCUAGCACGGCUGCAAAGAGCCUGACAGCUAUCGUGUGCUCUGAAUUCAGCUGCCAUGGCCUGUGGCCGGGCAGCUUCUGUGCCGUCUUGAGUCAGUCUCUGCUUUCCAGCUGAGGACAGUCCCCAGGCUGCCCCCGGUCUGACCAUGUCCUCACAGGGCACAACUCUGGCUACUUUACCUGUAAGAGACUAGACAAGCUUGAGUGUAGGAACCAACCAUCCUUAUCUAGGGACAGCCUUGAGCUGUGGACUGUGAUGAGGGGCUUUCCAGUCCCUCCCUACAUGGUAGCUCAGGUAGCCUCAAGGUCCAUGGUAGCCCCUGGUCAGGGCUCCUGUCACACCUGCCUCAAGGAAUCCUGGGAGCCGGCAGAGGCUGCUGAUUUGGCCCCUGUGUGGCUCUUGGACUCUAGGGAGCUGACAGCCCUCAGCAGGGCUGAGAGUGUAGCCCGUCUCCACGUCCAAUCCUCUGGUGACUGGAUCCCCACAGUGCUUUCCAGCUCUGAAAGUGACUUCCUCACCCUCACCCACCAGGGGUGGACAGGAGUUUAGCAACUAGCUAUGCUCACAGCUGUGGCAGUAACCCCGGGCAAGCUAGUGCACAUAGCUGUUCCAGCACCACAGUUGGGCUGACUGAGCUCAGGGGUCAGAGUAGCCAUCUUGAGGGCACCAUUCCUACAACCCUGAAAUGUCCUGUGGCAGGGCCACAUCUGUCUCAGUAGGCCAGUACCUUAGCACAUAGCACUCAGAGUAGCAUAGACAAGAUGCUCCACAGAUAUUCAAGCAAGUGAGGGAGCCAUGCCCCUGAUUCUGAGACUGCAAAGGAGGCUGGGGAGGGGGAUUGGGGGGGAGGGUGUCAUUGCAUCACAGUGUCUCUGGUCCAUGAGAUGCUAGAUAAACCCAAUAGAUGUUGAGUGGCUCUCUUUCUGGCCCCGGGCCUUGAGGGACUCCAGGUCACUGUCCCCUCCUGCCCACAGUUCUUCCCACAGGCAUGGAGCUGAGGCUAGCACCAUCAUCACCCAGCCUCUGUCUGCGUGCGACCCUCUUCCCCACCUUUAUUCCACGACCCCAAGGCUUGGGCUCUCGCACCUAUGCCUCCCACCCUCUCCUGUUCACAUGCUAGCCCUCCCUCAUUUCCUUUCUGUAACCUCUUGGAAAUGUAGGGGAGGGGUAAGCAAUAAAUAUAUAUUAUGAGUGAUUCUGUUUUUAAUCUGUGCACGGGUGUAUGUGUGUGUUCUUUGUGUGUGCAGGCUCGGAAGGCCAGGGGUCCACCUUGCAGUGGCUUCUCUCCUUCCACCUUUAUGUGGGUUCCACCAGACCUGGGCGGCAAGUGCACUGAGACCUCACUGGCCCCAAGCUAUGAACUUUUCAAUAUACACAGGGAUCUAGGAGUUAAUUGAUGUUUGCGAGAUAGGCACCUUCCCAUCUUCCUCCACAUUUCUCUUUAUUAAUUUUUAAUAAUCUAAGAACACAAGUUAAAUAAUUCAGCAAAGAAUGAAAACCAGUAACCUCUUUGUCCUUACACUCUAGCCCUUGACCAAAUGUCCACUGAAUUUAAGCAUUUAAAUUUGCUUUGCGACAGAAAUAAAACAGGCUUUUGCCUGUGAAUCUGUUGGCUUCUGCGGUUGUGUUUGUUUGUUUGGAGACCGUCUCACUAUGUGGCCCUGCUUGCCUGGAACUCUUUGUAUAGACCAGGCUAGCCUCGAAGUCACCAAGAUUCAGCUGCCUUCUUCAAAUGACAGGGGCAGCUACACAGGGACCAGAUGUACCAGGCCUGUUAGGAAAACGUUGCGGGCUCCCUCUAGGCCAUUAGACCUGGACUGUACUUUACAUCGGUGGAUGAAUAAAACCCCCUGGACCCUGUGUCAUGUUUUGGUCACUCCCUAUCAAUGGGUUUUAAGGUUGUUUCUGGAUUUUGCCUUGAAAUAUUCUUUAGACCUGUAACCUGCAAACUGAAGAUUCUGUGUCAGGGAGUUCAGGCCAUGGAAUGACCUAGUCACACCUAGUCAUUUUCCUGGUGGCAGUCUGGCUAUGCAUCUUUGCUGCCUGGGAUACCGCUGAUGGUUAUAACCAUGGCCCCGUCUACAGGGAGGAAAAAGCAUUGUUUCUAUGCCCACAUCAGAGCAGGUCUCCCGAUGUCUGUUAUUUAUUGAUUUUAAUUCAGAUGUCCUGUUUUCCACAUUGUUUCUUGAAGCCAGGCACUGUGGCAAAUGCUUUCACUAUGUCACAGAUACUUCUGGUCCAGGAGCUGCUAGGCAGGUGUUCUCAACCUGUGGGUCACUACCCCUUUUUGGGGAGGGGGGGUCACCUAAUACCAUUGGAAAGCACAGAGACCUAAAUUAUGAUUCACAACAGUAGCAAAAACACAGUUAUGAAGUAGCAACAAAAUUAAUGUUAUGGUUUGGGGGGAGGUCACUACAGCAUAACUAUAUUAGAAGGUUGUAGGAGCAGGAAGGUUAAGAACCAUUGUAUCAGAGAACCUUGGGAGGUAGAGGAAGGAGGCUUCUGAAUUCCAGGCUGGUCUCAUUUGUAUGAAGUUUCAGUGAGUUCUACACUAGUCUGAGCUACAGAGUAAGCCCCUGUCUUAGAGCAGUAACAAAAGAAAACCAUGUUAACUAAGAAGCCCUGAAGCCAUGUCCAGUCAAAAUUCAAGCUAACAAUCUUUAUCAUCCAAUCACAGUUGGUAGGUCGGCUUUGCUAAGUUAUGUUUUGUCUGUCUUGUGGGUGGGAAACACUCAGACCCUUGAGUGAGCCUGCAUCCUCUGACCCUCACUGUCCCCCCUACACCCUCUGACCCUCACUGUCCCCCCUACACCCUCUGACCCUCACUGUGCUCCCCCACACCCUCUGACCCUCACUGUGCUCCCCCACACCUUCUGACCCUCACUGUGCUCCCCUACACCCUCUGACCCUCACUGUGCUCCCCCACACCCUCUGACCCUCACUGUGCUCCCCUACACCCUCUGACCCUCACUGUGCUCCCCCACACCCUCUGACCCUCACUGUCCCCCCUACACCCUCUGACCCUCACUGUGCUCCCCUACACCCUCUGACCCUCACUGUCCCCCUACACCCUCUGACCCUCACUGUCCCCCCUACACCCUCUGACCCUCACUGUCCCCCCUACACCCUCUGACCCUCACUGUCCCCCCUACACCCUCUGACCCUCACUGUCCCCCCUACACCCUCUGACCCUCACUGUCCCCCCUACACCCUCUGACCCUCACUGUGCUCCCCCACACCCUCUAACCCUCACUGUGCUCCCCCACACCCUCUGACCCUCACUGUGCUCUCCUACAUCCUCUGACCCUCACUGUGCUCCAGCCAUUAGUAGACAUUUUUGUUUUAGAUCUAUUUGAUGUGUCUGAGUGUUUUGCCUGCAUGUAUAUCUGUGCACCAUGAGUGUGCCUGGUACCCACAGAGGUAAGAGUGGGUGUUAGAUCCCAAGUAACUGGUGUUACAGACAGUUGUGAGCCAUUAUGUGGGUGCUGGGAACUGAAUCCAGUACUCUGCAAGAGCAGCCAGUGCUCUUACCAUCCCUCUGACCCCCUUAUUAGUUUUUAAUUGGCACAGAAAAAGCAAGAAAUAAAAAGCCAUUUCUUUUUUUUUUUUUUUUUUGGUUCUUUUUUUUUUUUCUUUUUUUCGGAGCUGGGGACCGAACCCAGGGCCUUGCGCUUCCUAGGCAAGCGCUCUACCACUGAGCUAAAUCCCCAACCCUAAAAAGCCAUUUCUUAAUGUUAGAAAAGAACAAAAGGAAUCGAUCCUCUUUGCAGUUGACGUGCUCGCCAAGAACUCAAUCCAACCAACUCUAACCUAAAGGCACUGGGAUUAAUAGAGAAAUUUAGACACUGACAAGACUUAAGAUAAAGCAAUUUAUCUGGGCAUGGUGGCACGCACCUUUAGUCCCAAUACUCAGGAGGUGGAGGCAGAGGCAGUCGGAUCUCUGAGUUCGAGGCCAGCCUGAUUUACAGAGCAAGUCCCUGGAUAGCCAGAGCUACACAGAGAAUCCCUGUCUUGAAAAACCAAAAAGAAAAAUCAAUUUAAAAAAUCAAUAGUUUUAAUCCGUACUGACUAAUUGAGGGCGGAAGUGGGAAGACCUAUUUGUGAUGGCAAUAAAAAAUUAUUCAUGCCUGGAGGGAAACUUUAAAUGGAAAUUAUAGGAACUGGCACAGAUAAAAUCAAAGUCUCAUUGUGUUAGGAUGCUUGGGCUGCUGUGACAAACACCCCAGACUGGGUGGCUUAAGCUACGGGUUUACCCCCGGUCUGGCUGGUAAAGCAAGGUCAAGGUGCUGGCAAGACAUGUCUGGUGAGGGAUUUCCCCUUGCGGUGCAGUGGUUGGCCACCAUGCUCAGCGUGUGCAUGUGAGGACACAGGGUAGGAAGCUCUCUGUUCUCUCUCUCUGCUCAGGAGAACUCAUCUGUUGAAAUCAAGGCUCCACUGUCCAGCUUCAUGUAAUUCUUCCAAAUACCUGCAGUUUAGGGCACCAACAUGGACUAAGGUUGGGGACACAAACUUUCAACCCACAGCACUUUAUCAAAGGAUAAAAAAUAAGUCCUGGGCAGAAAAGCAGGUAAAAACCAGUCCUGCCUCGAGUAUGGCAGUGCUGCCUUUAAUGCCAACGUUUGGGAGGCCUCUGUGAGUUCAAGGUGAGCCUGGUCUACAUAGCAAGUUCCAAACCAGCCAGGGCUACACUGUCUCAAAAAGGAAAAAAAAAUCUUAAUUCUUCCGUUGUUGUAGUUAUAUAUUAAGAUCUGUCUGAUUCCCUUUGUGUGUGGAUACAGACAUACAGAAUGAAUGAAUGAAUGAAUGAAUAUGAGUGUGUGUAUGUGAGUGUGUGUUUGUUUGAGUGUUGUAUGUACUAUGACAUGGCUGGGCCUGGAAAACUUCAUACUAAGUAAAGGAAGUCAGAGUCAAAAGCUACAUAUUGUAUGAUCCCUUUCAUAAAAUGUAUCUAGGCUAGGCAAACGCAUUGACAGACCCAUGUGCCAGGGGCUGGGGAGGAACUGACAGUGAGGACAGUGUGUGAAACUAUUCGGAAACUGAAUAGUGGUGGCUGUUGCCCAAUGUUAUGACUGCAGUACAAACAACUAUAUUGUAUUUCUCCUAAAGAGUGAAUUUUAUAGGAUAUGAAUUAUGUCUCGGUUUUAAAGGAGCUUAGAGCGGUUACUACAGAAUACGCAAAUCAAUGAAUGGAUAGGAAUUGAAGCACAGUGGUCCCAAGAACGAAUGGAAGCUAAAUGGAGAGGUAUUUCAGCUCAGAGGGAAAGGCGGAUUUAAAAACCAGAGCCGGUGUGGUUCUACUCCCGUGUGCAUCCAGGAGCACUCUACAGUCCUGAGAGAAUAUGCUGAGAAUAAAACAAGGAGCCGGUGGUAUGGCCUGUGCGUUUAAC